UGGCGGGCCGCACCAAGAGCAGAAGCCGGAGCAGAGCCCCGAAGUGCUGUCCCUUGCCUUGGAUCCCCUGGAGCAUGAGUGGCUGCUGACAGUGGCCCAGGGCGAUGCGGACAACAUCAUCAGGCUUCUGGACCUGGAUCCCAGCCUGCUGACCAGGAAAGACUUUGUGACAGGCUUCACUGCUCUCCACUGGCUUGCCAAGCAUGGCCACCACGAGAGCUUCAUCCAGGUCAUCUCCCACGCCCAGAAGAAGGGCUAUCCCAUCAAUGUGAACAUCCCCACGACCAGCGGCGGGCUCACCCCCUUGCACCUGGCCGCCCUGCAGGGACACGAGCUGCUCAUCAAAGUGCUGGCUUGGCAAUACCUGAGGGCAGACACCUCCAGGGAGCUGAAGGAGCUGGCAGGGGCCUUGGAGGAGGACUUGGUCCAGCUGCGCUCUUACAACACCAACAACAACUGUAAGUCAUCCAGAGAGGCUAGGGCAGGGUGGGACUGUGUGGACUCCAGGGCUGAGGGGAAAGCCCAGCGCUCCUGGAGCCUGUCGACUCUCCGGGACUUCGUCAGACAGGCAUUUGGUUUCUUCCAAGAGCGCUGA
Cariama cristata (Red-legged seriema) is the source of this 595-nucleotide messenger RNA. It is a transcript of the gene SOWAHD, whose product is annotated as sosondowah ankyrin repeat domain family member D. The record is from RefSeq and is a predicted model, not a curated record. Gene Ontology annotation, molecular function: protein binding. The transcript is spliced from 2 exons. The annotation marks the transcript as partial. NCBI's taxonomy places the organism in Eukaryota, Metazoa, Chordata, Aves, Cariamiformes, Cariamidae.